Messenger RNA from Cherax quadricarinatus, 14800 nucleotides. The record is from RefSeq and is a predicted model, not a curated record. NCBI's taxonomy places the organism in Eukaryota, Metazoa, Arthropoda, Malacostraca, Decapoda, Parastacidae.
AUGGAGCAGCAGCUGUCAGCCACACUGAUGAUCAUCGUAGUUCAGGAGCUUUCACGUGUUAUAAAAGAGAAUGGCAUGAAGCCACUGUUCAAACGUUCUCAGCACAUACUAGGCAGUUCUAGCAGGGGCGCUGUGAGCACAAUAUGGAAACUUAGUAUCAACAUCGGUGGUGCCAGAUUAUUCAGCAUCUUGCCUGAAGAUAUCGAACACUGCUGGGACAAGUGGGCCCACAACAUUCACAAGGGACAUGCUGUCUGUGAUGGAGAGGAAGAGCUGCACUGUGACUCAUGGGGACCAGUUAGAGAGGAAGAGCUGCACUGUGACUCAUGGGGACCAGUUAGAGAGGAAGAGCUGCACUGUGACUCAUGGGGACCAGUUAGAGAGGAAGAGCUGCACUGUGACUCAUGGGGACCAGUUAGAGAGGAAGAGCUGCACUGUGACUCAUGGGGACCAGUUAGAGAGGAAGAGCUGCACUGUGACUCAUGGGGACCAGUUAGAGAGGAAGAGCUGCACUGUGACUCAUGGGGACCAGUUAGAGAGGAAGAGCUGCACUGUGACUCUUGGAGACUAGUUAGAGAGGAAGAGCUGCACUGUGACUCUUGGAGACCAGUUAGAGAGGAAGAGCUGCACUGUGACUCAUGGGGACCAGUUAGAGAGGAAGAGCUGCACUUUAGAGAGGAAGAGCUGCACUGUGACUCAUGGGACCAGUUAGAGAGGAAGAGCUGCACUGUGACUCAUGGGGACCAGUUAGAGAGGAAGAGCUGCACUGUGACUCAUGGGGACCAGUUAGAGAGGAAGAGCUGCACUGUGACUCAUGGGGACCAGUUAGAGAGGAAGAGCUACUGUGACUCAUGGGGACCAGUUAGAGAGGAAGAGCUGCACUGUGACUCAUGGGGACCAGUUAGAGAGGAAGAGCUACACUGUGACUCAUGGGGACCAGUUAGAGAGGAAGAGCUGUACUGUGACUCAUGGGGACCAGUUAGAGAGGAAGAGCUACACUGUGACUCAUGGGGACCAGUUAGAGAGGAAGAGCUGUACUGUGACUCAUGGGGACCAGUUAGAGAGGAAGAGCUGCACUGUGACUCAUGGGGACCAGUUAGAGAGGAAGAGCUGCACUGUGACUCUUGGAGACCAGUUAGAGAGGAAGAGCUGCACUGUGACUCAUGGAGACCAGUUAGAGAGGAAGAGCUGCACUGUGACUCUUGGAGACCAGUUAGAGAGGAAGAGCUGCACUGUGACUCUUGGAGACCAGUUAGAGAGGAAGAGCUGCACUGUGACUCAUGGGGACCAGUUAGAGAGGAAGAGCUGCACUGUGACUCAUGGGGACCAGUUAGAGAGGAAGAGCUACACUGUGACUCAUGGGGACCAGUUAGAGAGGAAGAGCUGCACUGUGACUCAUGGGGACCAGUUAGAGAGGAAGAGCUGCACUGUGACUCAUGGGGACCAGUUAGAGAGGAAGAGCUGCACUGUGACUCAUGGGGACCAGUUAGAGAGGAAGAGCUGUACUGUGGCUCAUGGGGACCAGUUAGAGAGGAAGAGCUGCACUGUGACUCAUGGGGACCAGUUAGAGAGGAAGAGCUGCACUGUGACUUAUGGGGACCAGUUAGAAAGGAAGAGCUGCACUGUGACUCAUGGGGACCAGUUAGAGAGGAAGAGCUACACUGUGACUCAUGGGGACCAGUUAGAAAGGAAGAGCUGCACUGUGACUCAUGGGGACCAGUUAGAGAGGAAGAGCUGUACUGUGACUCAUGGGGACCAGUUAGAAAGGAAGAGCUGCACUGUGACUCAUGGGGACCAGUUAGAGAGGAAGAGCUGCACUGUGACUCAUGGGGACCAGUUAGAAAGGAAGAGCUGCACUGUGACUCAUGGGGACCAGUUAGAGAGGAAGAGCUACACUGUGACUCAUGGGGACCAGUAUCAGGUGUUGCAGGAUCUCUGCCAACCGCACCUCACGUUACAGGUGGAUGCGCGAGUCGUGUGUUUGUCGAGGGUGGCCCAGGAUCCUACACACAACCUCCGCCAUAUCUCCCGCAACACAGGCGGGAUGAGGUUGCCACUAUGACCGGGGCUGACCUAACCUCUGUUGUAGUUGUCCUGCACCAUAACAACCACAAUAACAACAAUAACAAGCUGAAGGAUCGUCGGUCGUGUCGUAGGUCUACAGAGGAGUCAUUAGACUGCCACUCCUCUGAUGACGCUGACCUCUGGAGCCACAAACGGGCCAUUGCGGCGUACGAGCACGUGGUGGCCAGGAUGGGUGAACUCAACGGCACCGCCCACGCCCACCACACUGACCUGCUCUUCCUCAAGGGACUCAUGGACUCGCCUAUCAUGAAGUCCCUCGUCAAGGUACAAGACACAUUAGAGGAUGGUGUGGGAGUAGCAGAACCUGUGUCCUCGGGAAACGCCAAGCUCGUCUCUCAGAUCCGCCAGCUGUGUGAAGGAUCAACGAGUGCUCCUUCACAAGAGCUUGCAGACCUCCUCCAUCGGCCCCACCUGCUGGCACUUUUAGAAACUCAUGAUACUAUAGCUGACCGUCGACAUAUAGGAGACGCAGGCACUUCAAGUAACGGUUAUAGCAGUGUGAACGGUUGCCACGAGAACGCUACAUUCAUGCCAGAGGAAAAUGGGUACCCGGUGGACGCCAUCAGGAUGGUGGGCCUCCGUAAAAGACCUGACGAACCCCUUGGGCUAACGGUGCGGGAAGAUGAGAAUAGCUAUUUAGUCAUAGCAAGAAUAAUGGCAGGAGGCACCAUUGACAGACAAGGCCUUUUGCAUGUUGGUGAUGCAAUCUGUGAAGUCAAUGGAGUUAAGGUUACAAGUCUACAGGCAUUACAUAAGGAAGUGGAGAAGUGUCGAGAUUCUGUAACAUUGAAAGUGAUACCAGCCCUACAUGAUCUACCAUCCAGUAACCAGGUAACCAGCAGCCUCCACCCAGAUUCUACAAAGACUGUUUGUUACAUGCGAGCACUCUACUCCUAUGAUCCAGCUGAAGACACUCUCCUUCCAACCUGCCCAUCACAGUCUCCACAAGACAUCGGCCUCAAAUUUGAAAAGGGUGAUGUAUUACAGGUAAUUGUAACCGUAAUUGAAAUUGAAAUUAUAUCCUUUUAUCCUUCACAGCAAAGUCAAAUUUGUUUUCAUUUUAUAUUCAGUCAAAGUGUGUUUUAUUUAAAUGAAGCUGGUCUUAAAGCACAAGAAAGGUCUGGCCUCAUUCCCUCCCAAGAACUAGAAGAACGACGCAAGGCUUUUGUAAGACAAGAACAUGAUUACGUACACAAGAUUGGUAUUUGUGGCACGAGGAUAUCAAAACGUAAAAAGAAACUCAUGUUUUCCACGAAGAAAAGUACAGACUACGAUCAGGCAGAGUUGAUAUUGUACGAAGAAGUAGCUCGGAUGCCCCCAUUUAUGCGCAAGACACUUGUGCUUAUUGGUUCACAUGGCGUUGGAAGAAGAACUAUUAAAAAUCAAGUAAUUGCUUCAGAUCCAUCAAAGUUUGGAACUACAUUACCUCAUACCUCAAGACCCAUGAGAGAGUUGGAAGAAGAUGGAAAAGCUUACCACUUCACCACCCGAGAAGCAAUGGAAGCAGAUAUUCGUCAGCAUCGCUAUUUAGAAUAUGGCGAGCUCAAUGGAAACCUGUAUGGCACCAAGUUAGACUCCAUUCUUUCCAUUAUCAGAUCUGGAAAGAUGUGUGUAUUGGACUGCUCACCUGCUUCUCUAAAGUACCUGCGGAAUUCAAGUGAAAUGUUACCAUAUGUGAUCUUUCUGGCAGCCCCUGGUAUGGACCAGAUCAAGAGUUUGUACAAUAUUGGCAGUUCAAUGGGAUCCUCCAGUCGUAACCUCACUUUUGAUCGCAACAGCUCCAUGAGAUACAGCUCCCGACGUGCCAGGACAUUAGAGUCUUUGGCUUCCCUCUAUGAGGAAGAUGAUUUCAAGCGCACAAUGGAGGAAAGUGCGAAACUACAACGAGCUUAUGAUAAAUAUUUUGACUUGAUCAUUGUUAAUAAUGAUCUUAACGAAACUUUUCAAGAAAUUAUGGAUGCCAUUGACCGCCUGGAAACUGAGCCUCAGUGGGUUCCUGUGACAUGGGUUUACUAAUGCAGUUGUUGAAGAGAGUUCACUUAAAGGGAAUGUGUAUAUUUGAUAUACAGGUACCUUACUGUACAUUAUUGUCUGAAGUUAUUGUUAUUGUUAAACCUUUUAAUACACACACAAUGGCAGCAGCACCCAGGGGGUGCUUGGGGAAGAUUCAGCAACCCUCCCCCCCCAAAUAACAAUAGUAAUAAUAAAGCUGUUUCAAAACAGGUUUAACUCCAUUUCCAACCAGUGAGCCACCCAUAAGCCCCCUUGGUAUACAAAUUUAGUGCUGCUCCUGCACAUACACGUACUGUAUAGCUCUUCCAGUAAACAGUCAACAGUUUCAAAAUUUAGUUAUUAAUUAUUUCCUGUGGAUUUGAAAAUCCAGUUAGUUUUUAUCUGAAAAAGAAUUAAGGUAACAUUUUAGAUUUGAAAUGGUGUAAUAUGUAUUGAUCAAUCAGUAAAGUGCAAUACUGUUUGGAAGAUAAUACCUAUAGGACAUCGAAAGCUUUUUCAUUUCUGUAAGUUGUCAUGUCUUCCAUGAAAAUCAAAGUUACAAAACAAAAAUAACAUAAUUCAAAAAUUAAUAAUAUAAUUAGUUGUUGAAAAACUAAAACUACCUAACUUAAUUUCGUGUUAAACGGUCAGUUGUUAAAGAAAUUGAGCCAAGUUAUAUCCGUACAUACUGUGCUCUUUUAUCACUCAUUACUUUAAAAGUUGCAUUACUUGCUGUAUUAUAGAAGCUUAUGUAAUUUUCACAUAAUAUUUUCUCUUGAAAUCAUUCCUUAGCAUAGGUCUUUAAUAAAUUUGGAAUUAUUAUAAGAUUUGUUAAUAUGGUUGAAAAGUUAUUCAUAUUGGUGCUAUACUAACAAUUUUGAAUUUAAAAAAAAAAAAAUCAAGUCUUACAGUUUUAUAUGUUACACUAUUGAGUUCUCUUGAAGAUAGCUCUUCCCCCAACUCUUCAACAAUAUGAUCUAGUAAAGAAUUACCCUAGAUCAUCACCAUAUAAAGAAUUAAAGGUUUCUUAACAAAAAAUGCUAUACACCAAAGCUUCCAGUGUGUAUGCCAUUUCCUGCUCUUUUUUUUCUCUCCAAUACAUUGGUGAAAAUGACUAAUCCCCUUUCUUGAAGAACACAAGUGUGUUUGCCUUGGUGGCACUAACUUUUUUUCUUUUUUUUUUUAAGGUUUGAGUAGAGAUCUGUUCCUCUUCCAGUCUUUACAGAUGCACUCUUAUUGAACCAUCUCUUAUAUACAACAGUCCUAGCUGUGUUUCUGCUGGUGCUUGCCACAAACUGCAAAACCCAUGUUCUGUUUUCUAGGGGGAGAAGGGGAAUGCCUUGAUGUUGAAGGGCUCUUGAUUCAAAAAUUUGAGUUAUCUUCCCUUUCUUAGAUUGAAUCAGAUUGCAAUCCAUUCGCAGCCACUAUUCUACCUCUACAAAUUCAGCAUUUUCCUGUGAAUGUUACAAUAAUAAUUCAGAACUCAUGACUGACUUGAUCUUGACUAUCUCAUCACCUGACUAGCCUCAUAGUAUUCUCUUCACUUGACUGUCUUCUGGGCUUUCCUUCUCUCAAUUGUGACGUGGUCAAAAACAGACCAAAACGUCUUUUUAGCCUAAAGUUUCUUCUCUCAAGUGUUGGUUAGUUGUAAAUGUUUUAUUUCAGAUUAAAAACAGGUUUAAUUUAAAACUAAAGGUAAAUUCGCCACACUAAAUAUUCUUGCCUUGAAUUUAAAGUAUUUGUGCACAAAAUACACACUAAGCUAAAUUGAAUAGUUCAAAAUCGAGAUUUGUAUUAUACUGUAUGAAAAAAGUUAUAUUUAUUUUAAUCAAGGAAGUGAUAAGCUGUAGGUGUUAUAAAUAAUUAUUAUUAUUAUUAUUAUAUUAUUAUAAAGAAGAAGUACUAAAUUAGGUGUUAUAUAGGGUAAGGGAGGUAUUUAUGGUUGAUCCAAGAGGACAAUAAGUCCAGCUCCUUGGAUCAAGAGUCUUUUUACAGCUUCAAGGUACAGUGGACCCCCGGAUAACGAUAUUAUUUCAAUCCAGAAGUCUGUUUGGGUGCCGUUAUAGACCGAAUUUGUUCCCAUAAGAGAUAUUGUGAAUUAGAUUAGUUCGUUUCAGACCCCCAAAAAUACACCUACAAAAGCACUUACAAAAAUACACUUACAUAAUUGGUCGAGUUGGGAGCUGAUCGUUAUGCGGGGGUCCACUGUAUAUUCCUUGAGUGGAAUUAAAAAAAAAAAGCAUAGCACCUGUGAUUAUAUUCAAACUGGCUUAAAAAGAUUUGGUGCACUUUUGUUAUGUAAUAAUAGUAUUUAAUCAGUAUAUUAGGCUCUUAACUUUUUUGCAGUUAUUAUUGCAUUUUUAUGAAGAAAAUUCUCAUUCCCUAAAUAACCAAAAUGAAUGUUAUACUGCAAAGUAGUAUAGCAAAGCUCAAACAUUUAAUGAACAAAUGGAAAGAAUUUUUACACUUGAAUAAUAUGCUGGAUUUUUCUUACUUCAGUAAACUCCAAACUCAAGCAUAUCCACAGGUAUAUCUAAAGGUAUUUAUUAUCUUGUGGUGUCUUGACAUGAGAAUGAAGCUUUCAUGAAGUUAAUGCUUUACCACAUUUUUCUGACCAGACAAUACUGGUGCCUUUAUAUAUUAGUAAGACAAAAUACUGUGGCUGUUAAGAAGUCAAAUGUAAGCCAAAUAAAAUUAGCCAUAACUUAUCAUGUGCAACAAUAAUUAAUUUGUUGUUUCAUUAUAAGAGAUAAAUUAGUCAAAAUUUUACAGAUACACUACUAUAUAUUUUAAUUAUAUUUCAAUACUGUUUCUUAAUCUGAAUUCAAGAUAGAACAUAUGCAAUGUUAUGGUCAGAAAGCAAAAUAUUUAAGCAAAUAUGUUCAUUACUGCUGUAUAAUAAACUAUUGUACUGAUUAUUUUAAUUGGGCAGGUAUUAAACCUGUGAGAAGUCAUAUUGCACCUGGGAAAUGGAAGGCAUUCAGAUUCAGUCCAAGGAAGGGGAGGAUAGGUCCAGUUCUUUAAGAUCAAGAGUCCCCUCACUAGCAUCAAGGCACGUUAACAAAUGUAAUGACUGAAAAAAUAUGUAAUAAGCUCAACUGUUUAAAACAAGUUAAAGAUGACACAUAAAUAAUAAAUUUGUGUUCAUAGUCAAUCAUUGCCAUUACCAAGUAUUUUAUUUACUUUAUAUCUGUGACUAAUGUGCUCAACUAGGGAUCAAAUUCUUUAUUUACGAGUAAAGUGUGAAUGAAUUCCAUGUCACAUUAGUCCUUGAUUAACCAUAAUUAUCUGCUCAGUUAUGUUUGUGAAAUAUCUAAGAAACAUUACAAUUUUGUUAGAAAUAUGUUCAACCUUUUUUUUUUUUUAACAAGUCGGCCGUCUCCCACCGAGGCAGGGUGACCCAAAAAGAAAGAAAAUCCCCAAAAAGAAAAUACUUUCAUCAUCAUUCAACUCUUUCACCUCACUCACACAUAAUUACUGUUUUUGCAGAGGUGCUCAGAACACAACAGCUUAGAAGCAUAUACGUAUAAAGAUACACAACAUAUCCCUCCAUACUGUCAAUAUCCCGAACCCCUCCUUUAGAGUGCAGGCAUUUGCGUACAUCCCAUUUCCAGGACUCAAGUCCGGCUAUAUAAAAAUAACCGGUUUCCCUGAAUCCCUUCACUAAAUAUUACCCUGCUCACACUCCAACAGAUCGUCAGGUCCCAAAUACCAUUCGUCUCCAUUCACUCCUAUCGAACAUGCUCAUGCACGCCUGCUGGAAGUCCAAGCCCCUCGCCCACAAAACCUCCCUUACCCCUUCCUUCCAACCUUUUCGAGGACGACCCCUACCCCGCCUUCCUUCCCCUACAGAUUUAAAUGCUCUCCAUGUCAUUCUACUUUGAUCCAUUCUCUCUAAAUGACCAAACCACCUCAACAACACCUUGUCAGCCCUCUGACUAAUACUUUUAUUAACUCCACACCUUCUCCUAAUUUCCACACUCUGAAUUUUCUGCAUAAUAUUUACACCAUACAUUGCCCUUAGACAGGACAUCUCUACUGCCUCCAACCGCCUCCUCGCUGCUGUAUUCACAACCCAAGCUUCACACCCAUAUAAGAGUGUUGGUACUACUAUACUUUCAUACUACUCCUAUACUUUUCAUACUCCUCCCCAAUUUGAUAUCUAAAUUUUCUUUAUCUAAAUCAUUUGAUACCUUCAUCACCUUACUCUUUUCUAUGUUCACUUUCAACUUUCUACCUUUACACACACUCCCAAACUCGUCCACUAACCUUUGCAAUUUUUCUUUAGAAUCUCCCAUAAGUACAUCCCUGUCUAAGACCUGCUUUUACCGGGAAGAAGUUUCAACCUUCUUGCCUCACUUAAUUAAUGGCUAGGUGGACUGUGGCCUUACUGACCCCUUCAAAUACACCACACACCAAUAUUUUUGAACUCAGCUUAACUAUUUGAGUCUCCUACCUCCUCUUCAAAUCUUUAAAAAAAAUCUAAGACCAGGCAGGUACAUACAGUGCAUCUUGGGGGUUACACUACCUAAUUAGUAUAAGUAAAUAACGAAACUAGUACCUAUUGAGUAACCACCAGCUUCCUUAACCCUUUCAUUGUCACCCAUUUACAUCAUUGACACCAGUGUAGAUCUGUAUUUAGAGCACAGCAACCUCAAAUAUGCUAUGAGCAGUAUUUUGGCCUAGAUAGAUUUAAGAGACUGGGUAUCUGGAAACCUGCCCCAUCCAGUGCAUGAUUGGAAAAGCAAGCCUUUUGUGUUGGGUUUACAAGAGCAACUUUGAGGUGUUUUCUAUGGUUAUAUUGUUGUUUCUCUGUAUGACCCUUGUGGUUUUAGUGUUUAGUUUUGAUUGUAAUAAUUGCUAUUUCUUAGUAACAGUUGAUAGAACGGAAGACAUACUAGUGAAAUAGAGAUGAUUUUGGUUGGUUUCAGACCAGUAAUAGUUUGAAAUAGGACUCAAGGUGGCAGAAAUAUUAGAUUUUUUGGUGAUUUUCCUAAGAAUGGGUAGGGCUUCCAGUACAGUAGACACCCGGUUUUCGUAAUUGAUCCGUUCCAGAAAGUUGACUGAAAUCCGAAAUGGCUGAAAACCGAAGUAAUAUUUCCCAUAAGAAAUAAUGUAAAUCCAAUUAAUCCGUUUCAGACACCCAAAAGUAUUAACAAAAAAUACAUUUUAGAGAGAAUAACUAUAGUUUUACGUACAGAAAACAAUGAGUAAUAAAUAUAAAUGACUAAUUUUAAUGAUAAAUGAAAUUACAUACUUUUAUUGAAGACUCUUAGUAUAUAUUUGUAAUCCCAAGCAGACUACAUCCCAGUGUAUACCUACCGGCUACAUACACUGCGACCUACAGCCAUAUUAUUGCCAUCAACAUACCAUGUUCACUGAGUUUAAUCGUUUCUAACAAUUAUCCUUCGAUACCAUCAUAAACAAAGGGAGACAUAAUGAAUAAUUCAUGCUGAGAAUGCAAAAAAAAGCUUAUGUAUUAAGGGCAGUUAGUGGGAGAAAAAAAACAGAUUCAUACAGUUUUCUCUAAUGCUGGACCAGAGAAAACGUAAUGUUUACAGUCCACCGCACAUAAACAUUGCAUGUUUAUAUGCUGUGUAACGUGUUUCUUACAUAAUUUAAGAAAAUACCAUAGAUGGAUACAAGGAAAAUAGCAGCAGCAAGUAAGAGAGAGGUGAAGGUUUAUAAACUAAAAGAGGAGGCAGUUAGGGUAAGAUAUAAACAACUAUUGGAGGAUAGAUGGGCUAGUGAGAGUAUAGACAAUGAGGUUAAAGAUGUAUGGGGUAGCUUUAAAAUGUAGUGUUAGAGUAUUCAGUAGAAGUUUGUGGUUAUAGGAAAGUGGGUGCAGGAGGGAAGAAGAGCGAUUGGUGGAAAGAUGAUGUAAAGAGAGUAGUAAGGGAGAAAAAGUUAGCAUAUGAGAGGUUUUUACAAAGUAGAAGUGAUGCAAGGAGGGAAGAGUAUAUGGAGAGAAAAAGAGAGGUUAAGAGAGGGGUGCAGCAAUUUAAAGAGAGAGCAAAUGAGAGAGUGGGUGAGAUGUUAACAUAUUUUGUUGAAAAUAAGAAAAAGUUUUGGAGUGAGAUUAAUAAGUUGAGGAAGCCUAGGGUACAAAUGGAUGAGACAGUUAAAAAUAGAAGAGGAGAAUUAUUAAAUGGAGAGUCAGGUAUCGGGAAGAUGGAGGGAAUAUUUUGAGGAAUUGUUAAAUGUUGAUGAUUUCAUGUAUAGGGCAAGGAGGAAUAACAUCUUGUAGGAGUGAGGAAGAGCCAGUUGUGUGUGUGUGGGAAGUUCAUGAGGCAGUGGGUACAAUGAAAGGGGGUAAGGCAUGGGAUAAAGAUGGAAAUGUUAAAAGCAGGUGGGGAUAUAGUUUUGGAGUGGUUGAUGGUAUUCUUUAAUAAAUAUAUGGAAGAGGGUAAGGUACCUAGGGAUUGGCAGAGAGCAUGCAUAGUUCCUUUGUAUAAAGUCCAAGGGGAUAAAAGAGUGAAAAAAAAUAAUAGGGGAAUAAGUCUGUUGAGUAUACCUGGUAAAGUGUAUGGUCGAGUUAUUAUUGAAAGAAUUAAGAGUAAGACGGAGAGUAGGAUAGCAGAUGAACAAGGAGGCUUUAGGAAAGGUAGGGGGUGUGUAGACCAAGUGUUUACAGUGAAACAUAUAGGUGAACAGUAUUUAGAUAAGGGUAAAGAGGUUUUUGUGGCAUUUAUGGAUUUGGAAAAAGCAUAUGACAGGGUGGAUAGGGGGGCAAUGUGGCAGGUGUAUGGUAUAGGAGGUAGGUCACUGAAAGCAUUGAAGAGUUUUUAUAAGGAUAGUGAGGCUCAGGUUAGAGUAUGUAAGAGAGGGAGAUUAUUUUCCAGUAAAAGUAGGCCUUAGACAAGGAUAUGUGAUGUCACCGUGGGUGUUCAAUAAAUUUAUAGAUGGGGUUGUAAGAGAAGUGAAUGCUCAGGUGUUGACAAGAGGUGUGGAGUUAAAAGAUAAAGAAUCACACACAAAGUGGGAGUUGUCACAGCUGCUCUUUGCUGAUGACACUGUGCUUUUGGGAGAUUCUGAAGAGAAGUUGCAGAGGAUGGUAGAUGAAUUUGGUAGGGUAUGUAAAAGAAGAAAAUUAAAAGUGAAUAUAGGAAAGAGUAAGGUGAUGAGGAUAACAAAAAGAUUAGGUGAUGAAAGACUGGAUAUCAGAUUGGAGGGAGAGAGUAUGGGGGAGGUGAAUGUAUUCAGAUAUUUAGGAGUGAACGUGUCAGCAGAUGGGUCUGUGAAGGAUGAGGUGAAUCAGAAUUGAUGAGGGGAAAAGGGUGAGUGGUGCACUUAGGAGUCUGUGGAGACAAAGAACUUUGUCCAUGAAAGCAAAGAGGGGAAUGUAUGAGAGUGUAGUUGUACCAACACUUUUGUAUGGGUGUGAAGCAUGGAUGAUUAAUGUUACAACGAGGAGGAGGCUGGAGGCAGUGGAGAUGUCAUGUUUGAGGGCAAUGUGUGGUGUGAAUAUAAUGCAGAGAAUUCAUAGUUUGGAAAUUAGGAGAAGGUGUGGGAUUACCAAAACUAUUAUCCAGAGGGCUGAGGAGGGGUUGUUGAGGUGGUUCAGACAUGUAAAGAGAAUGGAACAAAACAUAAUGACUUCGAGUCUGUAUAAAUCUGUAGUGCAAGGAAGGUGGGGUAGGGGGUCAGCCUAGGAAAGGUUGGAGGGAGGGGGAAAAGGAGGUUUUGUGUGCGAGGGGCUUGAACUUCCAGCAAGCAUGCGUGAGCGUAUUUGAUAGGAGUAAAUGGAGACAAAUGAUUUUUAAUACUUGACAUGCUGUUGGAGUGUGAGCAAAGUAACAUUUACAAAGGGUUCAGGGAAACCAGCAGGCCAGACUAGAGUCCUUGAGAUGGGAAGUACAGUGUCUGCUCUCUGAAGGAGGGGUGUUAAUGUUGCACGUUUAUAACUGUAGUGUAAAGCACCCCUCUGGCAAGACAGUGAUGGAGUGAAUGAUGAAAGUUUUUCUUUUUUGGGCCAUCCUGCCUUGGUGGGAAUUGGGCAAUGUGUUAAAAAAAAAAUCAUAGAUGGAUUAAUGAAAAUGUCUAUAUUUACCUAAAAUAAGAUAUUUAAUGUGCCCAGGCGCACACAUCUGGUACCAAUGAUUUCUGAGAGGAUGUAUGAAACCCUUUGGGAAAUUCCUCCAAAAAAAAGUGCUCGAAAUCCGAAUUAUACGAUUUCCGCACCGGCCGAAAACCGGGGGUCCACUGCAUUCUGUUAUAUGGUAUUUUACUAGUUCUGCUUUCACUAUUGGGACAGCCUCAGUUAUGAUCAGUCAUUCAUGGUUAUAUUUUAUUAAUCCAAAAAACAAAGAGGGUAAAACUUAUAAUUUUUUGUAAUGGAUUCAAAAUAGAGGGCAAGUUCUGUAUAGGAGAGGCCUGGGGAUAUGAUUAGUCAACAGAGGAAAGACUGGUUUAGUGGUUGAAAUGCUUUGUGUUUAUUUUGGACUUUUUAAAUUAGAACUUUUUUAAUUUUGGGUAGUUCUGGUAAAUGAAUGGGCAGUUUCUUGUGCUCGGUCAAUAGAAUCGAAAUAGCUAGGAAUUGAGCAUUGGAGUGGGGUUACAAAAGUAUUCAAAGUGGGUGAAAUUGUCAAUGAAUAAAUUGCACUCGGACCACAUGUGUAAUUCCAUAGGUUUUCCAUCAAAUUUCACUUUUUUUUAUGUCAUUAUCUCCAGAAAAGGAUUCUCUUUUUUUUUUUUUUUUCAGAUUUAUUUUUUGUUUUGAAAAAUUGUGACAAUUUCAGAGGUCGGUUAACAGCCAAUGGUGUAGAGCUGGCAUGAAGAUGCCAUUUUGUUUCAGAUUUAUUAAAAUUUCCUGAUACUAACAGUGGAAUUCAGCCAAAAAGCACACACUGUAGAUUGAGCCUAGGAUAAUCCAAUAUAGUGAACCAGUGUGAUUUACUUCUAUGUUUCAGUGAGUACUGCACCUUGAAACAAUUGUAAUAUAAUGUUUCCUUGUAAAUAUAUGCUUUACAGUGGUCUAGAAGGCUGUGUACACAGGUGUUAUGGACACAGAAUUGCAUUAUUACAUACUAUAACCCAGGAUAUUCCCUCAAACCUAAAUAUAUCAUAAUGAACCUAAGAUAACUCAAGAAAAUCAUAUAGUGUGACUUAUUUUUAUUACACCUCGACACAAUUGUAAUACAGCCUCUCCUCCUUAGCAACAUAUGUACUCGCUUACCGAUGCCUCAGACUUACAACAGGCUCUCUGACCAGUAUUUAUACCUAAAUAAUGUAUAUUAGAGCUGAUUUCCUCUAUUCUGUUUAUUUCAAUAUAUACAGUACACUGUAUAAACAUUUAAAAAUAUACGAGAAAUAUUAUAAAUAGUGCAAAGGUGACAUUAAAAUAAUAUCAAAGAUGGCUGACACAAACCCACUACCAUUAUAGUAUGCUCCUCACUUAGAGACGAAUUUGUUUAACGACGUGGUCUUAGGAAUGAAACUCCGUUGUUAAGUAAGGAGACUCUGUAUAAUCAUAUUUGUACACUGCACUGGACCUUCAUGAGUUCAACACAUCAUUUCAAAUGUAAUAAUAAUAAUAUGGUAUACUGGUAGAAGAUGAAAGUGGUAAAAAAAAAUAUAUAGUAGUAUAUAGCAUACUAUAUUCCAGGUGGAGCAAUGUCCAAUUUAUGUACAUCCUCAUGUUUGAAAUGCUAAAACAUCUUGAAACACAUCUAAUAUCAUUUGAAACUAGUGUACACAGUGUUAGACAUUAUAAACAAUAAAAAUUUUUUAAAAACAAUCAUAAGUUGACAUCAGUAAAUGCAAAAUUUAAAUAUCACUGGCACAUUUAUACUGCUGUCAUCUAUAAAUGAUCAUUUUUCACCAAAUUCAGCACAACAUAAAAUUGUAAUUUACAUCCUAGUCUCUUCCUUUUUGUUUGAGUCUACUUUAAAAAAUACUCUUUCAAACUAAGAAGUUUCAUUUUUCAAGAUUUUACCACACAGGUAAUUUUAUUUCUGGGUAUGCCACAGUUAGUAGAUUAAGGCUAAACUGUACAGCAGUAUAACUUGACCCUGUGUAAUGACCAUCUCUGCAAAGAAAUUAUUAUUAUUAAUAGAAAUUCUACUCAUGUGGGUCAUACAACUCUCAAAUGAAGACUGGAUUAUGUAUAUCAGUGCCUAUGACCCCUUGGGGGAGAUUUUUUUUGAUGAAGGCAAGGCUAUUGAUGCAAGGAAUUUGAACCUGUCUUCCACUUCCUUGGAUUGAACCUGAUUGCCUCCCAUUUCCUUAUGUUGUAUGAUCAUUAUGAGUUUUGUGCUUUCCCUUUAAUGUACUAAUAUCAUAACAUAAUAUCGUUUGUUAUAAGUACCAUGAAAUUAUAAUUAAUGAAAAUGCCCAAAGUUAUUAGCAUUUCUUCCAUAUUAGCAAAAGGAUCAAUUAUAUUUAAAAGAUGCAGAAGCACUGAUAGUAAUAAAUUUUAAUAGUAAGAAGUUUUAAGCAUAGAUGAGCUGGAUAUGCAAGUACAGGUAUAUUCCAAGCUGACAACUUUUCAUGUGACAAAAAAAAACAUGAAAAAUAAUGAAUAGAAUUGUACAUAAGAUACAUUACUUUUGUAUGCCAUCAAGAGUAAGUGCUGUGAGGCAGUCACCUACUUGAAGUGAUAAGGUAUGGCUACAUCUGAUAGGUGUAUAAAUGCCUUAACAACACAGGUGUUCACUGUGUGAGCUUCUCGAUCCUUAUAUAGUUUUAUAUUUAUGUUUAUACAUAAAAAUAAAAUGAAAUCUUA